UCUUUGAUCGAUCUUCUGCCCAUCCCUUGUUAUUUAAAGCCCUCUAGCACCAUCCCUUCCUUCACAUCAACUUCUUGUCUUAGGCUCUUAGCCUCUCCUUCGUGCAUCAAUAUUUGGUACCGAAAAUAAUGGCAUUAAAAGGGUAUCUUGUCGAGUUUGAAGACUUCUUCCCUACAAUGGUGGAGAAACUUGGCGCAGAAGGAUUCUUGGAUGAGCUAGGCAAUGGGUUUAGGUUGCUGAUGGAUGAAGAAAAAGGGCUGAUCACAUUGGAGAGCUUGAAGAAAAAUUCAGCCUUGUUAGGUUUGCAAGACAUGAAGGAUGACGAAUUGCGAUCUAUGUUAGAAGAAGGGGAUUUGGAUGGCGACGGGAAGCUGAAUGAAAUGGAGUUUUGUGUUCUUAUGUUUAGAUUGAGUCCUGAACUCAUGAAGACUUCAAGAGUGUUUGUUGAAGAAGCUAUAUUAAAUGAGUUAUAGGCUCUAAUUUAGCAAGUAAUGGUACUGUAGAUUAGUAGAUAAAGCAAGGGCCUCCAUCCUAUUGCUUGUGUUUACUAGAACGUACUUCUCGAAUUAAUUUUGUUUACAAUAGGACUAAUUACUUUCUGUAAAUUUUGUCUCAUGAAUUUUGGCUCAUCGGCAGGUACAUGAAAUCCUAGAUCAAAUUGCAGUAA
Molecule: messenger RNA, 667 nt
Organism: Coffea arabica (coffee)
Lineage: Eukaryota; Viridiplantae; Streptophyta; Magnoliopsida; Gentianales; Rubiaceae
Product: calcium-binding protein PBP1-like
Molecular function (GO): calcium ion binding
Source: RefSeq, a predicted model, not a curated record